Aureobasidium musti is the source of this 2279-nucleotide messenger RNA. The record is from the annotation of a GenBank genome assembly. NCBI's taxonomy places the organism in Eukaryota, Fungi, Ascomycota, Dothideomycetes, Dothideales, Saccotheciaceae.
UCUGCCGCCUCAUUGACUCUUUCAAUCUGGACGGCUGCAACGAUGACAUGGAUAUUGAUCAGAGCGACUCUGUAACACCUGACAUGGAUACCGAUGAAGAGCCAGAACACAUCCAACAUGAUGAGCCAGAGCCUAUGGAAGGCAUCGAGUACUCUGAAAACUUCGACUCAAGCCCGCCAGUUAGUCUGCCUGCUCGUCGACCAUCUAUACUCAGGAACCAUAUCAGUUCUCGUCCAAGACCAUCGAGAACGCCUGACCGUUUCGUCUUUGACAGGUCUCUUGACGUGCAUCCUCGGGAAAGACUCAUGCUGUCCACCCCUCCUCAGGAACUUCCUGCUGAUGACAAGUGGAGUCGUCGCCAGUCCCAUGCCCAUGACGCCUUUGGAUCCAAGAUCAAGGUCACUCGGCGCCCGAACCUCGCCAAGUCUCCACUCGCUGCCCGUGCCUCCAGGACUCCGAGCUUGUUCAUGAGUAGUCGUGUCAACCCUCUCGGUCUUGUCACCCCUAAGAGUCCUCGUGAGAUCAGUCGAGGCGCCGUAUGGAAUGUUGGAGGCUCGUCACCUGCUCACCCUGUCGACGGUGUUCGAAGUAUAAGCGACGGUCGAGGNGGGCACAUCACCAGCGGUACAAAUGCACCAAUGUUUAGAUCGGAUUUCUCUAACCACGUGCACGACGACACUGAUCACUUGCACAUUCAUGGGAAGCGUUUGAGUGCUGCUAUGGAAGUUGAUCAAGCCAAUAGGGUCUUGGACCAAGGUUCAGGCCUGCUUACUCCAUCACACUCACCGAACGUCGAUGCUGCUAGCAGUUUCAGUCCUACUGUCUGGCGAAACAAUGAAUGGACAAAGCCUAGUUCUCCUCCNAUUGCAACGCAUACAGUGCAAACCAAGAAAGACUGUUCCGGUCAUCCCCUUCAGAUAAGUCCAUAUAGNCUCUUUGUUGCUCAGCCAAUGCUGACCGCUUACACAGUUCUGGAUGCACCAGCUCUUCGUGAUGACUACUACUGUUCCCUCCUGGCGUACUCGAACACAGCGAAGUGUCUCGCGGUCGGUCUUGGGGCACAAGUCUACACGUGGUCAGAAGUCCGAGGAGUAGAGAGUCCUGAGAGUCUCGGCCAGCCCUUUGCUGGGCAUGUUACUUCGCUUUCAUUCUCGUCGACAGAGGGCGAAAGGUCCAUCCUUGCUGUCGGGCGAUCUAACGGAUCCAUAACGCUUUGGUCUCCUUCAGAGGAGGGCCCACGAUUCAGUUAUACUCAUCGUUCUUCGGUCGCUUGUGUCUGUUUCAGUCCUCGAACCUUUCGCAGAGCGUCUGUCCGUCAUUCUGGUGUCAAGGUGCAGGUGGAGUAUCUACUGGUCGGCGAUGAAGCUGGCCACAUCUACCUAUACUCAGUAGAGUGGCCAACCGCAGAAGAUGUGGAUGUUUUCGCAUGGCCUGGCAGCAUGACCGUUCUUGCACGUCUCGACCUUCACUCACAACAAAUCUGUGGGCUAGCCUGGAGCCCUGAUGGCCAGUUNUUUGCUUCAGGUGGUAAUGAUAAUGCGCUGUGCGUCUUCGAGACUCGACGAGUCUUGCAACUCGAGAACAUCACGCCACAACACCUGAUCAUGGUAAGAGAUGACUUUGCCUACUAUUCACCUGCUGGCCAAGAAGAAGCGAUAUGGAUCUUGCCAGGUCGCGAGAGUCACCAUUACACAUUGAAUGCAGCAGUGAAGGCUCUAGCUUUCUGUCCGUGGCAACCUUCGCUACUAGCAGCAGGUGGAGGAAGCAACGAUCGCUGUAUUCACUUCUACCAUACCAUUUCCGGAGCGAAGCUUGCAACUAUCGACUGCUCGUCACAGGUCACGAGUCUAGUCUGGAGCAGAACCCGUCGCGAGAUUGCUGCUACAUUUGGCUUCACUCAACCAGACCAUCCUAUUCGUGUGGCUGUCUUCUCAUGGCCGGCAUGCGAAUGCAUCUACGGCGAAGAGCGUGCUCUCUGGGCUAUCGGGUUUCCUGGUGGACCGGACAGUUCCAAUCCUGGCGAAAGCUCUGGUAGACCAUCGGCAAGAGAAGGCACACCGUGGUAUGCAAGACGAACGCGUGCAGAAGGCUGUCUGGUAGUGGCUUCCAGCGACUCGAGCAUCAAGUUUCACGAAGUCUGGAGCGAGGAGCCGAUGUCAAAUCGAAGUGGACCGGUGAAGCCCAUGGGUACGAGCACGGGUCUCAUGGGAUGUCUGGGAGGCAGUGAUAUCCUUGAGUCGCUCCAUGGGGUAGAGAAGGAGGGUGCUUCGGUGAUUCGG